This is a messenger RNA of Bacidia gigantensis, 1014 nucleotides long. RefSeq lists its product as uncharacterized. Lineage: Eukaryota; Fungi; Ascomycota; Lecanoromycetes; Lecanorales; Ramalinaceae. Bases 1 to 1014 code for a protein of 337 amino acids. The transcript is spliced from 2 exons. The record is from RefSeq and is a predicted model, not a curated record.
AUGGCACCAUUCUCGCAAUUACACUUGAUUUCUUUCAGUCUCUUUACCAUCAUAGCGACAGUUCAAGCCGUUAUACCCACAUGCAGCGGUCUCUACGGCCAACCAACUCGCGAGAACUGCAUAUGGCUCGUCGGCGGCCUUGCAGUAGGCUGGCCCAAUACUGACAUCGCCGACUCAGAUUUCUUCUAUGCACUGCGAGACACUCCGAAGCCGGACGAGCUCACUGAAGCUGAGUACCGCAACUGGUUCGAAGUACCGAAGCUCGUUUCGCAUGGAUCCAGAGAGAAGCUCAUCCUCACCCUCUUCGCCCCAAACUCCCAAAUGGACAAAGUCUCUAAGCAGAUUUUGACCCUCAACGCAAAUAUCUGCGCCCUGCAAGCCUCCCAACUCGGCCUCGAUGUCGGCGGCUAUCAGGAUUGCACCGCACCACCAGCCGACGACGCCUUCUACGACUUCCUUGAACAAAACCUCCUGGGCGGGGUCACUGAAUAUUCUGUUAAUCCGCCAGGGACACCCGCGUCCACGCCGUCUCCGAAAUGCGGAGAGCCUUGUUAUGGCGAAAUCAAUCUCUGUAGUACGACGGACUGGUGUAAAUGCCAAGCCGACGCAUUUCAGGGCGUGGGAAGUGCAAGGUUUCAGGGGACCUGUAAAUCGAGUUAUUUCUCGUAUUCAUCGGGGCUGCAUGGGAAGAGGGAGUUGUCGAUGGGGCCGCCCAACUCGUCGGUCGUGGAUGUGAGGGUUCAUAGUGGUGAGCCUCCGCUGUCGGAGCACGAUAUUGCCAAAAGGAUGGCUUUGCCGGUGGCGGCGGAGGCGUCGCUCGAGUUGGCUGUUUGUCCUUGUAAUUGCACGUACGUGUCGAUUGAGUGCUGCAAGUCUGAGAAUAAGGGUAUUGUUUAUGAGGCAAAGGAAAAGAAUCUGGGGGGUUUGGAGCCGCCUGCUGGCCAGUGCUGCGAUCAAGCAACUGGGGCGUUUAAGACCGGCGCGAGGAAUGGGACAGGACCAUCGUGUGUUUGA